AUGGACCGCGAGUGGGGCUCCAAGCCCGGCAGCGGCGGCGCCGCCACCUCCCAGAAUGAGGCCAUCGACCGGCGGGAGCGCCUGCGCCGGCUCGCGCUCGAGACCAUCGACCUCGCCAAGGACCCCUACUUCAUGCGAAACCAUCUCGGCAGCUAUGAGUGCAAGCUCUGCCUGACGCUCCACAACAACGAGGGGAACUACCUCGCGCACACGCAGGGGAAGCGGCACCAGACCAACCUCGCCAAGCGUGCCGCCCGCGAGGCCAAGGACGCGCCCGCGCAGCCCCAGCCAAACAAGCGCAAGCUCGCGCCCCGCAAGUCUGUUAAGAUUGGCAGACCUGGAUAUACAGUAACUAAACAGUAUGAUCCUGACACGAAGCAACACUCUUUUCUCUUUGAGAUUGAGUAUCCUGAAAUCGAAGAUAAUAGCAAGCCAAGGCACCGUUUCAUGGCAUCAUAUGAACAGAAAAUCCAAUCUUGGGAUAAGAGGUACCAAUAUCUGCUUUUUGCAGCGGAGCCCUAUGAAGUCAUUGGCUUUAAGAUACCAAGCACAGAGAUUGACAAAUCAACAGACAAGUUUUUCUCGUAUUGGGAUCCGGACAAGAAGUCAUACAUUCUGCAACUAUACUUCAAGCCAAGAGCACCGGAGAUUAACAGACAACCAGCAGCUCCUGGUACUGUCCCAAAUGGGACAGGAGGCCCUCCUGGUGCUCCACCAAGGCCACCAUCCCAGCCACAGGCUCUGCCGCCACCUCCACCGAAUGCACCUAUGGGAAUGCCCCCUAGGAUCCCGCCACCACCAAUGAGCGGUCUUCAACCUCCACCCCCUCCGCCUCCGCUUGCAAAUGGUCCUCCGCGUUCAAUACCACCUCCACCUCCUUCUGGUGGUCCAAUGGCUAACUUUACUCCUGGAGCACCUCCGCCACGCCCUCCGAUGCAAGGCUACCCUGGACCUCAGCAGUAG
Messenger RNA from Triticum turgidum subsp. durum (durum wheat), 963 nucleotides. NCBI's taxonomy places the organism in Eukaryota, Viridiplantae, Streptophyta, Magnoliopsida, Poales, Poaceae. The record is from the annotation of a GenBank genome assembly.